AUGAAACCUCUGAUUGUAUUCCUCCUGGUGUUAUCACAGGUUGCCGCCUCGCAACCCACUUAUGGCAAGGUUUCUGGAACUAUUGAAUCAUCAGAAGUUGUGUUAAAAUGGACAACUUCUUAUGAGGAUCAGACUAUACGCUUCUCUGUAUGGAUGACAGGACCAGGUCUUCGUUGGAUGGCUAUUGGAUUUUCGGAUCAUGGAAAGUUCAACAAUUCAGACUUCUGCUUGUUCAGAAACGGAAAACUAAGAGAUUAUUACACUGAUAAUGAUUUCAUAUUACAUCAAGAUAUGAAUCAGGAUUGUGAGCUUAUAUCCUUUGGGAGACCCCUGUCUGAGAAUGUUAUCAACUCUGAAGUUCCGAGAAGAGUUUUUGAAUUCAGACGUCGAUUCUCUACCUGUGAUCCUCGUGAUUAUGCGUUUGAGCCUGGAACUACUCAAUUCAUUUUCACUGGCGGAAAUGUUUUCUCCAAAAACCUCAAUGAUGCAAAGAAAUCUCUUCAUUUCGGUCAAGUUAUAAAUGGUGAUAGCGAAAUUCCUAAAAUGGAGGUGGAUAGAAGCCAAUUCCGCGUUUUAGCUGACCAAGCUUUGAUUCCCGGUGUCGUCACUUCUUACUGGUGUACGGUCAAGAAAGUUCCAGAAUAUGUGCAGAGUAGAAAACAUCAUGUUAUAAUGAUGAAUUCAGUUGUUCAGCCUGAGAAUAAGCACAUCGUACAUCACAUGGUGAUAUACGCUUGCCAAACAAAUGAUCAAACAGAAUUCAGUCUAAACUGUAACGACCCGUUCAAACCAAAGUCUUCGAGCACCUGCAGCCGUGUCGUUGGAGCAUGGUCCAUGGGUGAAGGGUCUGUUUCCUAUCCUCCCGAAGCUGGCUUACCUAUAGGUGGCUCACAAGGAUCUUCCUACUUAAUGGUCGAAAUCCAUUACAAUAAUGUUGAGAAAGUUACUGGAGUUAGGGAUAGCUCAGGAUUCCAGUUUGUUGUCACCCCACAAUUAAGGCUAUUCGAUGCUGGAAUUAUGGAACUCGGAUUGAUUUACUCCGAUGCUAACUCUAUACCACCUCAACAGGAUGCUUUUCCGAUAACUGGAUAUUGUGUGGAAGAUUGUACGAAGAAGUUGCCAACAGAAGGAAUCCAAGUGUUCGCCAGUCAGUUGCACGCUCACUUGACAGGAAGAAAGUUAUGGACUAGUCAUUAUCGAAAUGGAGUGAAAGUUGGAGAGCUUAAUAGAGAUAAUCACUACAGUCCGCAUUGGCAACAUGUUCAACAAGUUCGACCAUAUGUUCACGUCAAACAGGGAGAUGUUCUAGCAACAACCUGUGUUUAUGAGACAAGAGACAGAAGUAGCAUGACUCUGGGAGGUUAUGGCAUUGAAGAUGAGAUGUGUGUCAAUUACAUCUAUUAUUUUCCUGUUUCUGAAAUUGAAGUUUGUAAGUCAGCUGUUGAUAACAGCUCAUUGCAUUCAUAUUUCGCGCAUAAGCAUAAAAUCCAAAACGUGGAACUGCCGAUCCAUCUCAAAUAUAAUUCGAUUGACUGGACGGAGGAGAAGUCUUUAUCACUCAAAGAGUUAUAUUCAUCAGCGCCAUUAAACAUGCAUUGUCUCCAGCAUGAUGGAACAUUAUUUUCGGGCCAUAACUGGUCAAGCAUCCCUGUCCCAAGAAUAAAUGCAGGUCCUUUCGUUAAAAUGAGAGAUGUUUAUGAAUGUCCAUCGUUGAAUGACUACUAG
This is a messenger RNA of Auanema sp. JU1783, 1725 nucleotides long. Lineage: Eukaryota; Metazoa; Nematoda; Chromadorea; Rhabditida; Rhabditidae. The record is from the annotation of a GenBank genome assembly.